Molecule: messenger RNA, 5212 nt
Organism: Macrosteles quadrilineatus (aster leafhopper)
Lineage: Eukaryota; Metazoa; Arthropoda; Insecta; Hemiptera; Cicadellidae
Gene: sky
Product: GTPase-activating protein skywalker
Exons: 10
Coding region: 495-2231 (578 amino acids)
Source: RefSeq, a predicted model, not a curated record
UGACUUGAGUAGUUGAAGUUGAGUAGCCUGUGCUUCGUUCUUGUAAUCGUUUCGUGUCGGAGUGUGUCGAGUGUCAGAAAAUCUGUGUGCUAAGAUCAGUAAAAUCGUUUAGUUUUUUGUUUUCUAAUUUGUAAACCUUCAUUACAAUUCGAAUACUCAUUUGAAAGACUCUGGGAUUCAAAAAAGGACAAGCGGCCCAUUCACUAUUUGGCUAACCUUCAGAACAAUUUCAGCAUAGCAGUUAGGCCUACUGCGUUAUGACCGAUAUAAAAAAGCACUUGAUAAAUUAUUUUGUUAAGUUAUCGCAAGAUUAAUUUUAAUUUACUUUUCAUUAUAAAAGAAUAGGUCUGGUUAGUUGUUGAACCCAUUGCAGCCGUGAAUUCAACAAGAUGCAACUUAUGCUUCAAGAUCAGACGUAGAAUAAGAUUGUUAUACUUUGGUUAAUCUAAAUCUGUGAAAAUGUUCACCACUCGAAAAAAAUAAUUGCCUUCAAAAUGCUAUCAGUGCUGGAAGAAGAGUCUGACAUCUACGAGGUGUUCCCUCCUCAUGUUGACACAAGUAGUAUCCCUAACCUCCCUGAUAGUCCUGUGGGUAAGAAGCCACCUCUGAAAACAUUUAAUGAAAUACAAAGCCUUCUACAGUCAGGGAAGAAAAGGGAAGUGAAACAAAUUUUAAGAGAUAAUUGCUGGCCUACCAAUAGUACAAUAAGGUCCCAGCUUUGGAUAAGUUUGUGUCAGCAACAUGGACAUGAUAAAUCAAUGCAAGAAGGUUUCUACUGGGAUUUGGUCAACCAGCUUUUCGGUACUACAGAGUUGCCCGAAAAGCCGAUUCUGCUGCCGCCGUUCGUGGACUCGGCGCAUCGCCUGAGCUACCACCUGACUCGCAAGGGCCGCAGCGUGACCGACCGUGUCGUCUGCGUGCUGGGGUUCGCAUGUCCUGAUAUCACCUACAGUCCAGCCAUCUAUCCCAUAGCAGCGCUUCUAUUGCAUUUCAUGUCUGAGGAGGAAUGCUACAACAGUCUCGCCAGCCUGGUGGCAUCAAAACAGAAAGUCUUCAUCACACAAACCAAACUGCUUUACGAAGUCACAUGGAGAACAGUCAUGCAUAUCGCCAAGAAACAUGUUAAAAACGCAGCAGUCCACCUCCAGAGGCACUGCCCUGCCUCUCGCACGGAGAGGAUCUACAUGGACUGGAUGUGGUGGAUCCUGCAAGGUCUGCCCUUCAACCAUUUGGUACGAGUGAUGGACUGUUACUUACAUGAAGGCAUCAAGGUGCUGUACAGAGUUGCCAUGGCGAUCAUGCAGCUGUUCUACAAACACUCAGCUUCGCCCAACUCUGACUGGAUGAAGGAGAUUUCCGAUCACGGCAUUGACGCGGCCCUCAACAAGUUCUGUCGCCAGAUACCGGUGAGCCCCAGGAAAGUAUUGAGGGCUGCGUUCGGCAUCCGAGCCUUGUCCACGGCCUACAUCCAGCGAGUGUUUGUCAAAACAGAGAUGACGUUGAAGAGCAAAGCAGUCAUGAUGGGCUCUAGACAACUGACGAGAUCCAGGUCCACAGAGAACCUCCCUACGAGUCAGUCGCAGGUCAACAUCCAGAUGAUGAGUCAUACACUCACCAUACGAGAGGGAGAACACUCCCCUGGACCUAGAGUACAGUCCAUGGGAAGUUAUCCAAUCUAUAACGUCAAAUCUCAUAUUGUUGACCAAGAUGACCUGUUUACUCUAUGGUCCUGGCUGCCUGUACGCAUCACCAUGUACCAGCCUGUGUUAUUGUACACCACGGAGGAACACGGGUGUUCACUCACGACGUUCUUUGUACGGGUUGAACACCACGAACCCACACUGCUCAUGAUCAAAACUGUCAACAACGAGGUCUUUGGCGCGUACUGUUCGUCAAGGUGGCAAGAGCGCAACCUGAAGGACGAUCGAGGCAACAGGACAGCGUACUUUGGCACGGGAGAGACGUUCCUGUUCAGCUUGUACCCGGAGCGGGCCAAGUACCCGUGGGUGGGCAUGGACGGAGACUCUGUGAACCACUCGGCGGAACUCUUCAUGGCGGCAGACUCAAAGAUGAUAACAAUCGGUGGAGGAGAGGGCCAAGCUAUCUGGAUGGAUGAGAGUGUCCGCUACGGCAAGACAGACAGUUGCCUCACGUUCAACAAUCCUCCACUCUGUUCCGGUGGAGAUUUUGAGAUUCGAGUCCUCGAAGUCUACGGGUUCGCCGGGGUCUGACUUCCCAUUCCACGCUACUGGCAGUAUUCUUUUCGGAAUGUUUCCUUUUAUUUAUUCUAUUCGAUUAAUUUAUACCGAUAUAUACAUAUGUGUACAAUUAAUAUUUUACAAUAAAUGUAGCGGCGUAUAUUUUGAAAUUUAUUUUGGUGCUAUCACAAUGUUACUGUUUAAAUUGAUGUUUAGAUUCCUACAUAGUGAGGUUUGUUUGCUGUGUAAAAUUUGUUUAUUACUGUUACGAUUUGUUAUGUAUAAAACACUUACGUUAUGUAUACAAAUUGUUUAAAUCUGAUUGUUGUAAGUGGCGCACAUUAGAAGGUUCUUAGAUGUGUUUAAGUAUUAUUUCUCAAGGUAAACUUUGACCAGGUAUUACUAUCAACAGUAAAUUGUUCAGGUAAUGGCUUCCUGGCUUACCUAUGAUUAUGUGUCCGUGUCCAUCACAAGACAUAAUCAUCUUUGUCAACAGAUCAUUAGAUGUUGAGUGUGUUUAUUUGUGUAAGAGGAUAAAAGGUUAUACUUUAUGAAUUUAUGUAACAAACAUAUACCAUAUUUUAUUUCUGUGGUUAUUUGCAAAAUCUUAACAAGCAUAAAAUUAGAUUUUGAACCAAAUCUUUUGUGCCUUAGAAUAAAAGUGGAAAUAUGUAGCUAAACUGUUCACGAUGGAGUUAGUUUAGAUAGGCUACAACUUAUUUAUAGAGCAAUACAGAAUAGUUUUUGAAAUAACUCAAAGAAGGCUAACAAGGGUAUCACUGCCAAUCAAUAUCAUAUGUAAAACGAAAGUGUUAAAAUUGAAAGACUGUAUUGAAUUUUUCCAGGUGGUAUUUCAUUGUAUAUUUUUUUACUGUAGUCUAGAACAAUUUCUUACAUCACAAUUGAUCGUUCAAAAAAUGUGUACAAUGUAUUUGUAAUACAUAUUUCAUGAAUUAUGAAUUUAUAAGUGUGCUCAUAAAAUAAAUUUUUUGUUCAAUGGUUUCAAUGCUGGGUAUGUGUUGUCAGUAGAUAUUUGUGUAAUCAUGUCAGAUUGAACUGUAUUGUAGCUAAUGUGACAUUGGUCUUUGUAAAACUUACUGCUUCAUAAACAUUUGCUUUUCAUGUUCAGGCUAAAUAUAAACACUAGAUGCUUCAGCUGUUGUAUUGUCCAAAUUUACACACCGAAUAUCAACUCAAUUCCAUUUUUGCUGUUUUGCUCUGUAAAUAACACUAGCUGUUAAUCAACCAUUCUUAAAUAAAGUCCGGAUUAAAUAAGUUUCCAAUCGCUAAUAAAGUGCAUAAUUUAUAAAGUAUACUGAUAUUUGGUAUAUAUGUAGUCUGCAAUGGUAUAUGUGGCAAAGUUGUAGCUUGACACCAAAGUGUAAUUUUUAUUUAAUUUGUUUGACUGGUGUAAUAAACAAGCCCAUUUGACAAAAUUCUUUGAUUCGUUAUCAGUAGAUUUAGAUUUACUUUAGGUUAAGUUAAUCAUUGUUGCUGUGACUCAUUGUAAAUAUUCCUUUAAUAAUUAAGUUUAGUUGUUGUGGAGCUUUGGUUAAGCUAAUUGACUCAUGAUUCUAAACGACACUGAACUAUGUCCAAUGGAAAACAUUUUUGGAAAUUCAGGAAAGUUCAUAAAUCAGAUUGAUGUUACACUGCUUGAGGGGUGUUUUAGGAUUGAGCAUAUUCUAUCAUGUACUCGAAAGCAUACCUUGCAAAAUUCAGAAAGUAUGUAGUUGAGUUCAAAUCCACAUUUAGUUUUUUUUUUUAUUUGUGCCAAAGACCGAUUUUCCUUUGUGUUUGCUUUAACAUCUUAUUAAAACACCCCUUUACGAAUCUUUUUGAAAUUAGGACAUUGAAUAAGUCAUAAACUAGUCAUUCAUGUUCACAAAUAUUGAAUCAUGUUUUAAACCCGUUUUGGUUCAAAUAACUGUAAAAUUACAUGUUACAAUCCGAUUAGUGUUAGAGGAAAUGUGUGAACAAUUUUGUUCCUUUAAUGUUAAGAUCCCCUUGUAUUCUACACCAAAGCAAUGCCCGUCAUCGUAUCUACAUAAUACUCAUGUCACAUUCGAGCGGAAAAGCUUCUUGUUGUAUUGGUGUUACAUGUCGACUGAAUAUAGCUUUAGAUGUACAGUAGAAUAGUUCAGUUUUUAAUAAGUUGUUAUCAUAUUUUGUUUUGAUUGUUGCGCCUGUCCAGAUCUGUAUGGCUUGAACCUUCGACUAUCAAUGGCCUUUUCUAGGUGUGACUCCACCGCCUGAAAAUGUAAUUCAUAAAAAACAUUGAGAGUUAGGAAAUUUUCUUAACAAAAUUCCACCCGCGAUGUUUAACUAGGUUAACCUACAAAAAAUGUAAUAUUGUCUCAUUUGUAGUAACACUAAUUAAAUUUUUACUUUACACACACGUUUUUAGCUAAAUAUUGUAAAUUUGUAAUCAGAAUACAAACAAAUCUAUACAAAAUACCUUCGAUUAUUUCCAAGACUAAAACAUGGGUUUUCUAUAAAUACUAAUGAAGUAUAACUGUUCUACUAAAUUUCACUACCUAAUCAAAAACAUUGUUAAAUUGAUUUAUUUUUACAAUCUAACUAGAGCUAGGACUGUAAAGCUUAAAAAGUAUAGUUUUUAGGUUGGUGAACACAUACCUAGAGGUUUCUAACUUCUGACAAUAAAAUAAAUAAAUCAUAAUCCGAUCAAUAGUAUAGCAAACUAACAUAAUAAAUAGGUACAAUAGCUCGUAUAGGUGUGAAUCCUUCCCUUCUCAAUGAUUCCAAACAAGAUGAUAGUCUGUAGAUAGAGAUUCAUGUUUGACAUGAUGUUUAUUGUUGUUUUUACAUUUUUAGUAAGAACGUGUAGUUGAAUUUUUGUUGUAUUUACGUUGUUUACCUUUUUAAGUUUUUAACGAGCAUUGUAAAUUAUAUUUGGUGAUUAUUUAAUGUUAUAGAAAUAUAUAUAUUUGUUGUGUAUAUGCAUAAAAUUGUACAAAUGUAAUUGAUAGUGUUGUCUAUAAAUAGAUGUAAAA